This is a messenger RNA of Myxocyprinus asiaticus (Chinese sucker), 2719 nucleotides long. RefSeq names its product alpha-1,2-mannosyltransferase ALG9-like. Gene Ontology annotation, molecular function: alpha-1,2-mannosyltransferase activity. NCBI's taxonomy places the organism in Eukaryota, Metazoa, Chordata, Actinopteri, Cypriniformes, Catostomidae. Bases 75 to 1922 code for a protein of 615 amino acids. The record is from RefSeq and is a predicted model, not a curated record. The transcript is spliced from 15 exons. Gene Ontology annotation, cellular component: endoplasmic reticulum membrane. Gene Ontology annotation, biological process: protein N-linked glycosylation.
UGGGCUGACUUGCCUUGAUAGACACUCUGGCUGCGUUCAGAGUGAUCAUAACGCCACGCGCGGCCUGUAGAAACAUGGCGUCGAAGGGACUCCGUCAACGCAGCAGACGGGGAAGCAAACAAGAUGCCAACAACGUGAACAACACACCAAGCGCUGACAACCGAGCAACAAAAGACGACAAAUGUGUUGAGGACAAUAAGUCAAGUGACCCACGAAAUGAGUCAUCCAGUAAGGCAGGACAGGUGUGGGCUCCUGAGGGCUCCACGGCAUUCAAGUGCUUAGUCUCAGCUCGCUUCUGUGCGGCUUUACUCAGUAACAUCUCUGACUGUGAUGAAACCUACAAUUACUGGGAGCCAACUCACUACCUACUGUAUGGAACAGGAAUGCAGACAUGGGAGUAUUCUCCGGCCUACGCGAUUCGGUCCUAUGCCUAUCUUUGGCUCCAUGCCCUUCCUGCCUGCUUUCAUUCCAAAAUAUUACAAACCAACAAGGUCCUGGUGUUUUACUUCCUGCGCUGCAUGUUAGCUUUUACCUGUUGUGUGUGUGAGCUCUAUUUCUACAAGGCCGUGUGUAAGAAGUUUGGCCUGCAUGUGGGACGUCUUCUCUUGGCAUUCCUUGUCUUGAGUGCAGGGAUGUUCUGCUGCUCUGCAGCUUUCCUCCCCAGCACCUUUUGCAUGUACAGCACCGUGGUAGCUAUGACUGGCUGGUUCCAGGGGCGCCCCAGUCUGGCUGUAUUGGGUAUUGCAGCGGGGGCCAUAGUGGGCUGGCCCUUCAGCGCUCUGCUGGGCAUACCCAUUGCCUUUGACCUGCUGUUGUUGAAGAAGAAGUGGAAAAGUUUUAUCACAUGGACUCUGGUGGCGUUGCUGCUCUUUCUGGUUCCUGUUGUUGUGGUUGACAGCUACUACUAUGGCAAGCUGGUGAUUGCUCCUCUGAAUAUAAUACUCUACAAUGUAUUCACCCCUCAUGGACCAGAUCUCUAUGGCACAGAGCCAUGGCAUUACUACUUUGUGAAUGGUUUUCUGAAUUUCAACAUUGUAUUUGUGUUGGCCCUGUUUUCUCUUCCUCUCACUGCUCUUAUGGAGGCACUGCUUCAAAGGUUCAAUGUACAGAACCUGGGCCGGCCAUACUGGUUAACCCUGUCACCAAUGUACCUAUGGAUGCUGGUGUUCUUCACUCGUCCACAUAAAGAGGAGCGUUUUUUGUUUCCCAUCUACCCUCUCAUCUGUCUGUGCGGGGCUGUGGCGCUUUCCUCGCUUCAGAAGUGCUAUCACUUCAUAUUCCAGCGCUACCGUCUGGAGCACUACACCAUCUCUUCCAACUGGCUGGCCCUCGGCUCCAUGCUGCUGUUUGGAGUGCUCUCGCUGUCCCGUUCUGUGGCACUCUUCAGAGGCUAUCAUGCUCCGCUGGAUUUGUACCCAGAGUUUCACCGCAUUGCUAAAGACCCCGCCAUCCACACGGUGCCAGAUGGUAGAAUGGUCAAUGUUUGUGUAGGAAAAGAGUGGUACCGCUUCCCCAGCAGUUUCCUGCUGCCCAACAACUGGCACUUACAGUUCAUCCAGUCAGAGUUCAGGGGUCAAUUGCCUAAGCCAUUUGCCAUGGGACCUGAUGCCACCUGGAUACUCCCACCAGAUAUGAACGAUCAGAACCUCGAGGAGCCGUCACGAUACGUGGAACUGAAGCAGUGUCAUUACUUGGUGGAUCUGGCAACAGACACAGAGGCCCCUCGAGAACCACGAUAUGCUGCUAACAAAGAGGAGUGGAGUAUUAUCGCUGACAAGCCUUUUCUAGACACUACCAGGUCCUCCAGAUUCUUCAGGGCCUUUUUUAUCCCAUUUCUGUCUGAGCAGUACACCACCUACAGCAGAUAUGUCAUCCUGAAACCACGACGACCCAAACACACCCGGAAAAGAACGCAGCCUUGAUUCGCUGUUCCUGUUACUUUCCAUCAUUGUAUCUCUCCAUCAGUCCUCUCCUGUAGUGAAUCAUCAUUUGCCCCAAGAUCUUCCCCUAAACUCUUUCUCUUUCUCUCUCUCUCUCUCUUUCUCUCUCUGUGUGUGUGUUGACCUAUCAAACCAUGUGGUGUCUGCCUGUAUUUAGGCAUCCGUAUUGACGCCCAUUCUGGACAGUUCCAGCAGAGAGCCUGGAUGCCUUACCCAUUUUACCAAUAGUGGCCGAUCAUCUCAGCUCCAUUCCAUUGCCAUGCCCUUACGCUGCAUAAUUAAACACUGAUGCCUGCUUGGGCUUUUCUGCAUCUUUCAUUUCAGAAGAUUUCUGUUAAGACGACCCUUUAAGGGCUACAGUUACUCAUUUUUAAUGACCGCAUCCUUUUAAUUUCACCUGGUCUGGGACAAUGAACUGUACUCCAUAAAUGCAGAUCCCAAUCCAUUUUGUCGCCAUCCAUUCAGAGUUCAACAGAAGACAUGAACUUAAUUUGUCCUGUUUGAGCAACUGGUCCUGGCCAGCAGCAGCAUCUCAGGACGAAGGUUGCACCAAAAAACUCUCUGUUGUCUCCAGUUGCGUUGUCCGUAUAAGUGGGGAUUGACUCGAAAAUGGUCAGGUUGCCGACCAGGACAGUUGAGUGUUUACAUUCCAAAUCAUGUUUGUCAUCUUAAUCAUAACAGUGCUAACUAUGAUCGAGUUAAAUAAAAGAAGGCUGUCUGAAUGAGCAUGGGUAUGCCAUCUCUGAGGGUUAAUUUCUGGAAUAAAUUUUGGACACACA